Molecule: messenger RNA, 2490 nt
Organism: Argiope bruennichi
Lineage: Eukaryota; Metazoa; Arthropoda; Arachnida; Araneae; Araneidae
Product: N-acetylglucosamine-6-phosphate deacetylase-like
Exons: 11
Coding region: 384-1586 (400 amino acids)
Biological process (GO): N-acetylglucosamine catabolic process
Molecular function (GO): N-acetylglucosamine-6-phosphate deacetylase activity
Source: RefSeq, a predicted model, not a curated record
AUAAGUUUUAUUUUAAAUAGAACAUUUGGGCGAUUACUCUUACGAUAUUUUUAUCCGUGACUGUGUGAUACUGAUAUCGGAAAUUAGAAUUGUAAACAAAUAACUUGAAAGAAUCAGCCUCGAUUUUCUUGAUAAAAUCAGUUCCGGGACCCUUGAAAAGAUUUAGAUUGUAACUCUGUUUCUUUUUAAAUUUCAUUAAUCAUUAUAUUUGCAUUGCUAAUCUUUAUUUUUAAAUAUCUAUAGCUUAUCUGAUUGAUACUUAACAUGAAAGGAAAGGAUCAAGGCCAUCAAAGAUAACGGAAAUAUGCAAAGUCAUUAAUUCAUGAAUUUUGUUUGAUGAAAUAUCUACCAAGUCUGUUGUUUAUUGUCAUCCAUAUUUUAACAUGUCCCCUCCUGGAAAGCUCAUUCAAUUCUAUAACUGCUCUAUAUUGAGGGAUUCUAAAAUAAUGAGAGAAGAUCUGUGGGUUCGAAAUUCCAAAAUCAUCAAUCCAGAGCCAGUAUUUUAUGAUGAAAAAGUUAUGGCUGAUAUAAAAAUAGAUUGUGGAAAUAAUCUAAUUGUUCCAGGUUUCAUUGAUUUGCAAAUAAAUGGUGGUUUUGGAUGUGAUUUUUCUACCCCAAAGGAAGAUAUUGCAGUCAGUGUUAAUAAAGUGGCUAAUGGUAUUCUUCAGUAUGGUGUAACCUCAUUUUGCCCUACACUUAUUACAUCAACUCCUGAUAAAUAUCAUGAGAUUAUUCCAAAAAUAAGAGUUCAAAAUGGUGGAAAGCAUGGUGCUGGUGUAUUAGGUAUUCAUGUGGAAGGACCAUUUAUUAAUAAAGAAAAACGUGGAGCUCAUCCUAUUCAGUAUGUUAAAAGUCUUAAAAGUGGAAUUGAAGAAGUAAUUCAAACAUAUGGUACACUAUAUAAUAUACGAAUUAUAACCCUUGCUCCUGAAUUAGAUCCAGAAGGUGAAGUCAUUGAAGAACUGUUUAGGCAGGGUAUUACUGUUUCUCUAGGUCAUUCUGCUUGCAGUUUGUCAGAUGGUGAAAAGGCUGCGGCUCAUGGAGCUAGUUUCAUUACUCAUCUUUUCAAUGCCAUGUUGCCUUUCCAUCACAGAGAUCCAGGCCUUGUUGGAUUACUUACGAGUGAGAAGUUGCCUCCAAAUAAAAAUAUAUUUUACGGUAUAAUUGCUGAUGGUAUUCAUACUCAUCCUGCUGCAUUAAGAAUAGCAUAUUAUUCAAAUCCAAAAGGUUUAGUACUAGUUACAGAUGCAAUGUCUGCCAUGGGAUUACAGCCUGGUACUUAUAAUAUUGGUGACCAAAAAGUAGAAGUCACCAACUCUUGUGCAGUGCUUUCUGGUACUCAAACUUUAAGUGGAAGCAUAGCAACAAUGGAUUCUUGCGUAAGGUUUCUGCUGAAAUCAGUUAAAUGCUCGCUGGUUGAGGCUAUAGAGUGUGCUACUUUACAUCCAGCACAAGUACUAGGAAUUACCCAUUCUAAAGGCACCCUUGAUUUUGGUACUGAUGCUGACUUUGUGAUGUUGAAUGAUAAUUUAGAGGUAGAAGCCACUUAUAUUGGUGGUGUUUGUGUUUGGAGCAAAAGCGACUAACAUUUUGUCCAGUAAAAAUGUGUUUUUAAUAUGUCAAAGUGCCUUAUUGUGACAAAAAGAGCAGCUAUAUAAUAUUUGUGCCAGUUAUAUUUUUUAGCCAAAGAAUUUGAAGUUUUGUUUCUUAUUUUAAACUAUAAGAUUAGUUCCUCAUCAACAAGUCAUUUAAUAUGUAUAUUUCAUCUAACUAGUCAUCAAGGUUUUUAAAUUCCUAAUCUGAUCUCAUAUACAUAUGAUACCUGAUGAUAGAUUAAACAUCAUCUAGCAAAUUUUUACAAGAUAUGAAGAUCAUAUUUGUAAAAGUAGUUUAAGACAUGUGUAUGCAUAGAUUCCGAUGUUGUAUUUGCUGUAACCAGUUGUCUGAGUACAUUUUUAUGAUGUUCCUAUUUGUUUUUGAUAAUUUAUAAGUGUGAAAGUGAUGAAAUUUAUGUGAAUACAUAUAAUCAUGAUGCACUGUUUGGAAAAAAGUAAACUUUGAACGUGUGAAAUAAGAAAGCACUAUUUCAUUAUUAAUAGAUUUUAAAAAUAUUAUCAGCUGCAUUUGUUUUUACAUUGUUGUAUUUUAAUAAACUUAGUGUUUUGUUAAAGUUGAAUAUGAGGAUUAAAAUUUUGAUUUGAUUUAAAGCUUUAUAAUUGUUUAAUUAAUGGUUCAUUCUGAUGAUUAAUCAACAUCUCAUGCUAAAUUGGUUGUCACUGUUUAUACUUCUGCCAAUUAAUUUAUAGUGCAAGAGGUUAAAGAGAAAAUGUAAAUAUAUGAUAAUCCUAAAAAAUAUGUAAGCAUGUAUUGCAGCAAAGAAAGAGAAUUCUGUUUUCAUUAUUUAAUAAAAAUAUUAGAAUGAAUACUUAUUUAUUUACUAAUAUAUGUUUCAUCAACAGUUGUAUAAUUUACCAUUUAUUGAUGGCUGAU